Molecule: messenger RNA, 1056 nt
Organism: Lathyrus oleraceus (garden pea)
Lineage: Eukaryota; Viridiplantae; Streptophyta; Magnoliopsida; Fabales; Fabaceae
Exons: 1
Coding region: 1-1056 (351 amino acids)
Source: RefSeq, a predicted model, not a curated record
AUGAAUCCUAUUCUCAGAAAAAGCAUAUUUACUUUUCGAUACAAGGAACCUCGAAUGGACAGUUCGAAAGCUUUGAGUUCCAAGUUGGCACCAGUCAAGUACAAAUGCUACGCAACUUAUGGAAACAUUCUGGACCUAGUGAACGAGAAUAUGGACUAUGGAGCUCUCACUACUUUGGCUAAGUGCUAUGAUAUCCCUUUGCAUUGCUUCACUUUCCUAGAUUUCCAGAUAGCUCCCACUUUCGAAGAGUUUGAGAGAAUUCUGAAUCGGCCCAUCAAAGAUCAUAAUCCAUUCCCAAAGAUUGAAGAAGACUUCAAUAUGCCCAAAUUAGCAGCAGUGUUGGGUAUUGACGUAAAUGAACUAGUAUCCAGUUGGUCUCCUAAAGGGGUUGAUAAAGGGUUCACAAGGAAGUUUUUGGAAGGCCAUGCUUGGAAAUUUGCUAAAGAAGAAAAAUGGAAAUCUUGUAUUACAAUCUUGGCCUUGUUGAUCUUUGGGAUCAUACUAUUCCCAAACAUCGAUAACUUCAUAGAUCGUUCAACAAUAGAGGUUUUCUUAUUUGGCAACCCGGUGCCAUUUCUCUUGGUAGACUUCUACCAUAUUUUCCACACUCACCACGAGAAGAAGGGUGGGACUUUCCUAUGUUGUGUUCCAUUGUUGCAUAUGUGGAUGAAAACCCACAUGCCACAAAAGGGUCCUUUUGUCUCCAAGGAUCUCCCAUGGUCUCAGAAAUUUGCUUCACUCUCUGCCGGUUCCAUCCAGUGGUACAAGAGGGAAUCGGAAACCCAAGACAUCAUCUUUAGGUGUGGAGGAUUUCCAAAUAUACCCUUGAUAGGUACACAUGGGUGUAUUAAUUACAAUCCUGUGUCGUGCAUGAGGAAAUUUGGACACGCAAUGAAUGGUCCUCCUGAAGAUAAAGACUUGGUACCUUUUGUUAUCAACAAUAUUGAUCCACUUAACCCUAUUGUAAGGAAAGUGAGAAAAGCCUGGACGAAGAUUGUCAGAAGUGGUUCGGAACUUGGGAAGAAAAAUGUCAUUGCCAAAGAGCCAUACGUGUAG